Diorhabda sublineata is the source of this 2304-nucleotide messenger RNA. RefSeq names its product E3 ubiquitin-protein ligase RNF185-like. Gene Ontology annotation, molecular function: ubiquitin-like protein conjugating enzyme binding; ubiquitin protein ligase activity; metal ion binding. The record is from RefSeq and is a predicted model, not a curated record. Gene Ontology annotation, cellular component: endoplasmic reticulum. Gene Ontology annotation, biological process: ubiquitin-dependent protein catabolic process. The transcript has 2 exons. Bases 383 to 952 code for a protein of 189 amino acids. NCBI's taxonomy places the organism in Eukaryota, Metazoa, Arthropoda, Insecta, Coleoptera, Chrysomelidae.
UUGACAUAAAUGGCUAUAGGCUUUUGACUUUUAAGGGAUUAAUAAUUUUUUGUGUUUGUUGUUGUGAUAGGAAGUUGUAAAAGACUAUAUUAUGUUUUGAUACUCUGUAUAUAUUUCAAUAAUAUGAACAGUGAAUGAAAUUGCAACAAGAAAUGUCAAAUUGACAAUUGUUUUUCUUCGUUACAAUUAUUUAUACAUACGUUCUACACACUAAUCGUAAUCACCUGAUUCAAAAUUAUUUGCAUGAAUACCAAUAAAAGUAUUGGAACAGAUAAGACCAGCACAUUCGGUCACAAUUGAAGCUAAUGCAAAAAACUACACCAACUUUUGGCCACGUCAUUUCAACUUUUAAUUAGAAGUUAAUAUUCAAGUCUUAUAUGAAAUGGCAUCAGGUAUAGAAAAAAGUAUCAAAGACUCCACUGGGGACGGAAGUCAAAAUUCGAACACCAAAGAUGACGAAAGAAAGGAUGAUUCUAUGUUUGAAUGUAAUAUAUGUUUGGAUACUGCUAGAGACGCAGUAGUUAGUAUGUGCGGCCAUCUGUUUUGCUGGCCUUGUUUGCAUCAAUGGUUAGAGACCAGACCUAAUAAGCAAGUAUGUCCAGUUUGUAAAGCUGCUAUCAGUAAAGAAAAAGUUGUGCCGUUAUAUGGAAGGGGCAGUACAAAACAGGAAGACCCAAGGGAAAAAGUACCACCUCGACCAGCUGGACAAAGAACGGAACCUGAACCUGGUAUCAACUUUCCUGGUAAUUUCUUGAAAUAUAUAUAUAUCUUACAAUAUAUUAUAUCACUUAUUGUCAAUAACAACUCAUUUGAAGCUGUUGAGUCAAUUGAGUAUUUAGGUUUACACAAUGAUGACUCUCCAAAGUCGACAUUACAUAUUCAUAUCUUAACAAAAAAAUAUCCUCUCCAUGUUAUUCAAUUAGGUCAGGUGCUUUUUCCACCACCUCAGUGAUCUACCUUUCCUAAUUUGAAUCUCACCCACUCUAUGGGCCUCCCUUCUGUGGUUUUUCUAGCAGUUAUAAGUUUUUGUCAAAAUUUCAGUUAAACAAUUGGUAAGAGGUUCAAUUAGAGUCUUAAUUGAUGAUACAAUUGGUGUAGUUGAUAGAGUAGGCUGGUGUUUAAUUUUGCCACACUCCCACUAUGAAAAUGAUCAUAAACUAGUUGGCAAAGACUUCCUUCUUAUUUAUGUACAAAUAUGGGAUACUUCCAUACCAUCUCAAGAACUUAUGGUCAGUUAGCAGUUAAAAAUUUGGUCUAAAAUCAAACUGAAAAUGGAAAAAUAUAUAACAGAAGAUGCUUCCUGUUACAGUGUCGAAAAAAGAACAUUUUUCCCACUUUUCUUUAGAAUAAUAUCAAGUGUUUAGAAAAAAUACUCAUAAGCCAGGAACAAAUAAAUUAGUACAUAAGCUUUCUGAUAAUAAAAUUGUUUGUAAUCAAAAAACAAUAUUCAAACUUGAAAAUGAUCUUUCGGAAUUGAAAAACCAAAUAAUUGAUACAACGAAUGAAUUAAUUUUUGAAAAUUUUUCUAGCAGACAACAAAUUAUUUAUAAUAAAUAAUUCUAUUGAAUUAAAAACAAACAAAAGAAUGAACUUAAUCUUCAUAUCAACAAAAAAAUUGAUACAGAUUUUAUCUACUUAUGGUUCGUGAUUCUUUGUUUGGUUGAUAGAGAUAUCUCCCAUCCUAAAUUUAGAAGCAUAGAUAUUGAUAAAGUACAAACUGCAUUAAGAGAAAAUAAUUAUCUUAAUACAUAAUGAUAAUCUCGUGGAAAAUGCAAAUUUAUAAUAAUUUUGUUUCAGGAUUUGGAUUUGGCGACAACAGUUUCCACAUGUCAUUUGGCAUAGGAGCUUUUCCCUUUGCUUUCUUCACAUCUGCUUUUAAUAUUGGUGAACUUCGAACAGUAGGUCCACAUGGUACUCAACAACACAUGGAAGAACAAUUCUUAUCAAAGAUAUUUUUAUGGUUAGCCAUACUAUUCUUGACCUGGUUAUUGAUGGCUUAGAUGACAUUAAAAAAACUCAUUUUUCAAGUGUCUCAUAAAAUAAGUGUACCUAUUUUCAGUACACUCAAUACAGUUCUUAUAAUUACAUUUUAGAACGUUUAUAUUUAUAAUCAUUUGUUGUAUUUUACUGGGAUGGUAUAAAAAUUGGGUAAUGGCUGUUGUUAAUACUCUAAUUUGGUCAAGUGAGAUGUAUAUAUAAUAAUUGAACUAUAGUGUGUUAUGUGAUUAUAAUAUUUGUUCUAGUACUUUUUUCGUGUAGAAAUGAGGAUAAAAAAUACAAAACCGCAAAUUAGAUAAAUGUUAA